Molecule: messenger RNA, 3106 nt
Organism: Prinia subflava (tawny-flanked prinia)
Lineage: Eukaryota; Metazoa; Chordata; Aves; Passeriformes; Cisticolidae
Exons: 2
Coding region: 1455-2600 (381 amino acids)
Source: RefSeq, a predicted model, not a curated record
GGAAGGUAGAGAACGUACAACUGGAACUUGACUCAGCUCGGCUUUGGAACAAGCGUCAGCUUCUGCAACCAGCUCCAUGCCAUUGUAAUGACGAAUCAAGUGUGACUGCAACUCAGGGGAUAAUUGAGAAGCAUUGUUUUAACCAAAUCAAGUGUGGAUCAGGGUAGAAGCGUAGGUAUGAUUUAAGAUAGUAACUAAGGAAUAGGAUAAUCAGUAUCUAGGAGUGGAGGUUAGUUAACAUGUGUAUAAUUUAAACUAUACAAAUCACAAAGCAACUCUGUAUUUUUGGGGCACAAGAUUUGGGCACUGUAUGCCCCUGUGUCCUCGCGCGCAAAUAAAGAACCGCAUAUGAUCGCCUUCGUGUGGUUAUAUGUUUUCCUACGCUAACAUUUUUGGCGACACAGGACGGGACCUUGUGGGCGCAGCCAGGACUCCGCGACCCGAUCACGCUCCAGCCGGCACUGGGUGAUUUCUCGGGGAGCCCAUCGGUGCCGCGACCCUCGCCGCUCACAACGACCCCUGGUGAGAGCUCGGCUUCGAAGUGUUCUCGUGUGGAACAGACCACUGGCCCUGGAGAAUCCAGUCCACAUCGAACCAGGAGAUGAAGUAUACGUCAAAACCUGGAACGAAGAACCACUAAAAGAGAAGUGGACUGGUCCCCAUCAGGUACUGCUAACCACCUUUACAGCAGUCAAAGUGGUUGGAGUGGAACCCUGGAUACACUACACGCGUGUGAAGAAGGUCCCUCGUGGAGUCCAGUCGUGGGCUGUAGAAACUUUUGAACCAACAAAGCUGAGGCUGAAACGUCUGUAACUGUUCAAAUGGUAUCGGUAAUUGUGCUCAUGCUCUUCUUGUGGGUAAUGUUAAUUUCAUGGAUACUAAUGUCACCAGUAGGGAUUGCUGUUACUUUGGGAUAUGGAAUACAGAAGGGUCAACUAACCACUCUUCAUUCUAGAAUGAAGACAGAGGUACAGGCAAAGACACAAGUAAUAGAAAUUUCUAAUGAAAUUCGGGCUGAGAAUGUAAUGAUUGGAUUGGUCAGAGACUUUGCCAAAAUGCAUAAUACCAGCAGAAUAACGGCCUGUCUGCCAAUACCAAAGGCAGCAGGGGACCCAGUAAGCUGGGGAAUAAUAACGUCAAAAUUACCUGAAAUAGGAGGGAACAAAACAAUUAACUGUAAACAAGUACCAGAGUCAAGGGUGGUGGUCAGAGAGUACUGGAAGAUAACAGAGGAUUCCUAUAUGCAACCCAUGAGAAAGUCAGAGUGCAUUCUUAGUAAUGGCAAAUUGGGACAAAUCAUAGAGUGGUGGGUUAAGGACCAAGACCUUGCAAAAUGGCAAUGUUGGUUUCUACGCUAUCAAAAGAUCAGGGACAACGCUACAGAGAGUGUUGUGGUGUGGAAAUGUGAAGAAAAGGAUUGGAAAGGACUGUAACCUUGGGACAGUGCAUGGUCUAUGAGCAUCCUCCAGAAAUUCCAAUAUAUGGCAAGCACACCCUGGUGCAUUAAAUGGAAAGGCUCUGAAAAUGAGACAGAUCCCACAGUGACGAGUACUGGUACUAGCAGUCAGAAAAAGGCAAAUAAGGUAAUUUGGUGGGUAUGUAAUAAAAUUUAUGAUUGCACCUCUGAUAAUCUGGAAAUAAAACAGUGGUCACCAUUGGCAAUAGCCUUACGAAUAGGUUGUGCCUGCAGGAAAAUUAAACACAAACAAGGCAAAAUAGAUUCCAAGAUUAUAGUAGGAUGUAGCAGGAGUACAAUUCGAAGUCCAGGACCGUUUUUAUGGGCAAUGAGUGAUGGCACAUGGACAACACACUUGCCUAUGGACGGGGAGGUAAGAGAAAUCACCCUGGGCCUUCCCACUUUAUGUCCAAUUUGGAAGAAAUCCCCAUUUAACAGGAGCAGUGGACCCUUGCAAAUAAAAGCAAAACGAGAUGUCUCAGAGGACAAGAACCCAGAUGACACUUGGAAGGAACCCUCUAGUGGAGUAAAGAUUGGGUGGGCCCUAGAAUCCUUGUUUGGUCCCGUUGCAAAUUAUCGAAAUAGAGAAAUGCUAUAUAGACUCACAGGUCAGGUAGACAGAUUAGCAAGAAUCACACGAGAGGGAUUUAGGGAACUCAACAUGCAGUUACAGGCCACCACCAAAAUGACCCUGCAAAAUCGUUUGGCUUUAGAUAUGUUACUUUUGAAAGAACAUGGAGUGUGUGGAUAUUUAAAGGGACAAAUUGACCAUUGCUGCAUCCACAUCCCAAAUGUAACUGCAGAUGGAGAACAUGACAUCAGUCAGUUAAAACAAAUAGAGCAUGAGGCACAAAAGGAACAAAAAGAUUUAGCUACCAGCUGGUUGGGUAAAAUAUUUGAAGGAUUACGAUGGAAUGUGAGUUCAUGGAUAAAGUCUAUCCUUGAAAAUCUGAUAAUUUUACUAAUUAUAUUUUUAGUAAUUUGGUUAGUUUACAGAAUCCUGAAGAGAGAGAUACAGAAAAAGGCAUCUUGGAACCGGACCAUAAUGAAGGCAUUGGCACGGAAUCCAGCACCUUCGAUCCGCAACAACAUCCCGGACAAAGCCUAUGACAACAGAGGAUUUGAAGAUGAACAGCCAGUAUAAACUCUGAAGCUUAAUGGACUGUAUUAAGUGAAAGCAUUUACACUUAGUAUAUUAGAGUGAAAAUACUUUCAAAGGGGGGAAUGAUGGUGGAGGGUUAAAAAAUAUAAUUUCUGUAUAAGUUAACCACAGGGUUAAGUUGAGGUAUGUAUGGGGGGAGGAAGGUAGAGAACGUACAACUGGAACUUGACGCAGCUUGGCUUUGGAACAAGCGUCAGCUUCUGCAACCAGCUCCAUGCCAUUGUAAUGACCGAAUCAAGUGUGACUGCAACUCAGGGGAUAAUUGAGAAGCAUUGUUUUAACCAAAUCAAGUGUGGAUCAGGGUAGAAGCGUAGGUAUGAUUUAAGAUAGUAACUAAGGAAUAGGAUAAUCAGUAUCUAGGAGUGGAGGUUAGUUAACAUGUGUAUAAUUUAAACUAUACAAAUCACAAAGCAACUCUGUAUUUUUGGGGCACAAGAUUUGGGCACUGUAUGCCCCUGUGUCCUCGCGCGCAAAUAAAGAACCGCAUA